CUAAAAAAGCAACAUGGCCUCUCGGUGUCUUAGAUACUGCACGUGAUUAUUUGGCUACUUGGAAGUCCUGCAACUGAACUCCAAUGUGGGACGACGGGUGUCCCCCAUUUUAUCACCUUGGAGGAGACGCCUAAAUAAAGCAUCAGCGUCUCUCAACCAGACAUUGUGGACUGCAGCGCUUUGACGCACCAGGCUUCCUCAGUUGGAUUGUCUUGUUGCGCUCAGCUCUCUGGCGAACUUGAGUCCUCCUUCACGUUACCGAUACCACUACCGGUACCUGUGACCGACUGCCAAGCAUUCAGAACCAGUACGUCCACAUCACCUUUUCUAAGUCGUUUUUUUUUUUUUUUCCUGUUGUUUUUCGCUGGACGGUGGUUUGAAUUAAUUAUCACAAGAAAGCUUUACCUGGAGUAUGUGCGUGUAAGGGAGUGCAUGUGCGUGUGCAGGGGUGCACUUAAAGUGUGUAAGUGCGUGAGGCUUCUGUGGAUCAGGACAAGGAGGAUCGAGGUACCAGGGGGUUCGGCCGCUGCAUGCCGCGGACAUGUGGAAGUUUGUCCCGCUGUAGCGCAGCCAGAGUCGCUCAACCGCCUCUCAGAGCUCCCUUCUGGGAGACCCCACUCCCGGUUUUUAAAUCAUCGCACCCCCCAUUCAGGAGACCCCAAUGUAAAUUUAGGACGUGAAAUUUUAGAGACGACGAGGAGGACGGCAUCCCGCUGAGUUUGCUGAACACUUUCCAGGAUCUUUUUCAUUCUCUUGCUAUUUUGCGCCUCACUUUUGCACUUGCCGCAAUGCCGGGAGCCCUGCUGGUGGCCGUCCUGGCCGUCGCUCUGUCCGGCUGGGGCGCAGCCGGACAACCGUGCCCGACUCAGUGCUCCUGCACCGGGACCACAGUGGACUGUCACGGCCAAGGGCUCCGCAGCGUGCCCAGGAAUAUACCCCGUAACACUGAACGGCUGGACCUGUACGCUAACAACCUGACUAAAAUCACCAAGGGCGAUUUUGCUGGACUGAGGAAUCUGCGCGUGCUGCAGCUUAUGGAGAACAAAAUCACCACAAUCGAGCGAGGAGCAUUCCAGGACCUGAAGGAGCUGGAGAGACUGCGCCUGAAUCGGAAUAAUCUGGCUGUUUUCCCUGAGCUGCUCUUCCUGGGCACAACGAAGCUUCACAGACUUGAUCUCAGCGAGAACCAGAUUCAAGGGGUGCCCAGGAAAGCCUUCAGGGGAGCUGUGGAAAUAAAGAAUCUCCAGCUGGACUACAACCACAUCGGCUGUAUCGAAGAUGGAGCUUUCAGAGCGUUACGUGACCUGGAAGUACUCACCCUCAACAACAACAACAUCAGCCGGCUGUCAGUGGCCAGUUUCAACCAUAUGCCCAAGCUGAGGACCUUUCGCCUGCACUCCAACAACCUGCAGUGUGACUGCCAUGUGGCCUGGCUGUCGGAGUGGCUGCGACAGCGCCCCCGUCUGGGACUUUAUACGCAGUGCAUGGCCCCGCCGCACCUGAGAGGACACAAUGUUGCAGAAGUGCAGAAGAAGGAGUUUGUCUGCACAGAUUCGGAUGAAGGUUACCAGUCGUCGUCUUCGUCCUGCAGUGUGUUGCAGUGUCCUGAGUCGUGCACCUGCAGCAACAACAUUGUGGACUGCAGAGGGAAGGGUCUGACAGAAAUACCUACCAACCUCCCUGAAACUAUUACUGAGAUACGAUUGGAGCAGAACGCCAUCAAGGUGAUCCCAGCCGGCGCCUUUUCUUCUUAUAAGAAACUGCGAAGAAUAGACUUGAGUAACAAUCAGAUUUCAGAGUUGGCUCCUGAUGCCUUUCAAGGUCUGCGAUCCCUCAACUCUCUCGUUCUGUACGGCAAUAAAAUAACAGAGAUCUCCAAAGGGCUGUUUGAAGGGCUGUUUUCUCUGCAGCUCUUGUUACUGAAUGCAAAUAAGAUAGCGUGCCUGCGUGUGGAUGCCUUUCAGGAUCUCCACAAUCUUAACCUUCUGUCACUAUAUGACAACAAGCUCCAGACCAUUGCCAAAGGAACCUUUUCAUCACUAAGGGCUAUACAGACGCUGCAUUUAGCUCAAAACCCAUUCAUCUGUGACUGUCACCUGAAGUGGCUGGCCGACUACCUGCAGGACAAUCCCAUCGAGACGAGCGGCGCCCGCUGCACCAGCCCUCGGCGGCUUGCCAACAAACGAAUCGGACAAAUCAAGAGCAAGAAGUUCCGCUGCUCAGCUAGAGAACAAUAUUUCAUCCCAGGUACGGAGGAUUACCGCAGCAAGCUGGGAGGAGACUGCUUCGCCGACCUGGCCUGUCCCGAGAAGUGCCGCUGCGAGGGCACCACAGUGGACUGCUCCAACCAAAAGCUGACCAAAAUACCAGACCACAUCCCUCAAUACACUGCCGAACUGCGUCUGAACAACAAUGAAUUUACUGUCCUUGAGGCGACAGGGAUCUUCAAAAAGUUACCCCAUCUGAGGAAGAUUAACCUGAGUAAUAACCGCAUCGCUGACAUAGAGGAGGGCACUUUUGAAGGAGCUUCAGGGGUCAACGAGCUCAUUUUGACCUCCAACAGAUUGGAAAAUGUACAUCACCGCAUGCUGAAAGGACUCGGUGGCCUGCGCACGCUCAUGCUGCGGAGUAAUCGCAUCAGCUGCGUGAGCAACAGUAGCUUUGUGGGUUUGAGCUCAGUGCGUCUGCUGUCGCUCUACGACAACCAGAUCACCUCCAUGAACCCCGGAGCCUUCGACACACUCCACUCGCUCUCGACUCUCAACCUUUUGGCCAAUCCGUUCAACUGUAACUGUCAUCUGGCCUGGCUCGGUGAUUGGUUGAGGAGGAAACGCAUUGUCACGGGCAACCCUCGCUGCCAGAGUCCUUACUUCCUGAAAGAGAUCCCCAUCCAGGAUGUGGCUGUCCAAGACUUUGCUUGUGAAGACGGUAACGAUGACAACAGCUGUUCUCCGGUGCUGAGGUGCCCGGCGGAGUGUUCGUGCUUGGACACGGUGGUGCGCUGUAGCAACAAGGGCCUCACCGCUUUGCCCAAAGGCCUGCCCAAAGAAACCACUGAGCUGUAUCUGGAUGGAAACCACUUCACUCAGGUUCCUGUGGAGCUCUCCGAUUACAAACACUUGACGCUCAUUGAUUUGAGUAACAACCAGAUCAGCACGUUGUCCAACCACAGCCUCAGUAACAUGUCUGAGCUGCUUACCCUAAUCCUGAGCUACAACCGUCUGCGGUGCAUACCAGUGAGGGCCUUCGAUGGACUCAAGUCUCUGCGUUUGCUGUCCCUCCAUGGAAAUGAUAUAUCACUCAUACCAGAAGGAGCCUUCAAAGACCUGUCAUCACUUUCACACUUGGCUCUGGGCGCAAACCCUCUGCACUGCGACUGCCACAUGCAGUGGUUGUCCGACUGGGUGAAAAGCGGCUACAAAGAGCCCGGCAUCGCCCGCUGCGCGGGGCCCGGCGACAUGACCGACAAACUGCUGCUCACCACGCCAUCCAAGAAGUUCACCUGCACAGGCCCAGUAGAUAUCAGCAUCCAGGCGAAAUGUGAGCCCUGCCUGUCCAGCCCGUGCAAGAAUGACGGCACCUGCUUCAAUGACCCGGUGCACUUCUACCGCUGCACCUGUCCAUAUGGAUUUAAGGGCCAAAACUGCGAGGAGCCCAUUCAUGCUUGCAUUAGUAAUCCCUGCCAGAAUGGAGGAACUUGUCAUCUAAAGGAAGGCGAAGGAGGUAGUUUCUGGUGUGUGUGCCCCGAAGGCUUUGAGGGCGACUCUUGUGAGUUUAACAUCGACGACUGUGAAGAUAACGACUGUGAGAACAACUCGACAUGCGUCGAUGGAAUCAACAACUACACAUGCAUGUGCUCACCAGAAUACACAGCUGCUACCAAUGAGGUGGAGAGAGGAGAGCUGUGUGAAGAGAAACUGGAUUUCUGUGCUCCGGAACUGAAUCCAUGUCAACACGAUUCAAAGUGCAUUUUGACCCCUCAGGGAUACAAAUGUGAGUGCACCCCAGGUUAUAUUGGAGACCACUGCGAGCUGGACUAUAACGACUGCGAUGAAAAUAAGUGUCAAAAUGGCGCUCAGUGCAUUGAUGCCAUCAACGGCUACACUUGUGUCUGUCCAGAGGGCUACAGUGGGUUAUUCUGCGACUUGUCCCCGCCAAUGGUCCUUCCUCGCACCAGCCCCUGCGACAACCACGACUGCCUCAACGGGGCGCAAUGCGUCGUCAUGGGAACCGACCCCCGCUGCCAAUGUCUCCAAGGCUACGAGGGGGAGCGCUGCGAGACGCUCGUCAGUGUCAACUUUGUGGACCGGGAGUCCUACCUGCAGCUUCCAUCCAAUCUGAUCUCGCCGCAGACCAACAUUAGCCUGCAGAUUGCUACAGAUGAGGACAGCGGGGUGUUAUUAUAUAAGGGGGAUAAUGAUCACAUUGCAAUGGAGCUUUAUCGGGGGCGCCUUCGGGUCAGCUACGAUACUGGCGCUUAUCCUCCCUCUGCCAUAUACAGUGUGGAGACAGUGAAUGAUGGCACUUUCCAUGCGGUGGAGUUGGUAGCAUCCGAUCAAACUUUGUCAUUGUCUAUCGAUGGCGGGGCCCCUAAAUCCAUCAACUCCAUCAGCAAACAGUCCACACUCAACAUCGACUCCCCGCUUUACCUGGGAGGUAUGCCAGAGCGUGCCUCGGCAUCUGGGGGUCUUUCCGCCCUGCAGCACAGCUCAGGUGGGCGGAAUGGCACCAGCUUCCACGGCUGUCUCCGUAACCUCUACAUCAACGGAAAGCUCCAGGACCUCGGAGCGGGGCUGGGCUCGGGAGCUGCCGGCGCCGGGGCGGCACAGAGCGGCACUCGGCGGUGGAUCGGGCAAGGGGUGGAGCCUGGUUGCCAGCCCUGCCAGAGAGGCGCCUGCGUCCAGGGAGACUGCUACCCGACGGGACAUCGUGGCUUUACCUGCACCUGCCACCCGGGCUGGACUGGACCAGUUUGCGACCAGCAAGUCAACAACCCAUGUGAUGGCAACAAGUGUAUUCAUGGUACCUGCCUGGCCAUCAACUCCUACUCUUAUUCCUGUCGCUGCCAACCCGGUUUCAGCGGCGUCCUUUGUGACGAGCAGGACCAGGAAGCGACCAAUCCCUGCAGCCUGUCUCGCUGCAAACACGGCAAAUGCAGAGUGUCAGGACUGGGGAAAGCCUACUGCGAGUGUAACAGCGGAUUCACCGGAGAGGCAUGCGAUAAAGAGGUGGCCUGCAGAGGGGAACGGGUCCGAGAUGUCUACCAGAGACAGCAAGGCUACGCGGCGUGCCAAACCCAGGAGAAGGUCUCCCGUCUAGAGUGCAGGGGCAGCUGCCUGGGGGGAGCAGGAGGACAAGGAACCUGCUGCACCCCCCUCCGCAGCAAACGCAGGAAAUACACCUUCCAGUGCACUGACGGCUCCUCUUUUGUUCAGGAAGUGGAGAAAAUUGUCAAGUGUGGCUGUACAAAGUGUUCCACAUAAAAAAAAAAGAAAACAAAAAAGACUUUUCUCUUUGCAAGAUAUGUUUUGUGUACCUGCCCGCCUUACUUGCUUCCCAUCUCCUUCUUUGAGACCCUCCAUCUUUUUUUUUUUUUUUUUUUUUUUUUAAAAAACCCUGAAAAAAAAAAAGAGACUUAACAGUUUCUUUACUUGUCAGUGCUGGACUGAUGAUUGAUGCUUCCUCGGUGGGGAUGUUGAAUUGUAUUGUAAAGUACAAAAACAGACUUAUUUUUUAUUAUGAAGUGGAGAAAAAGACAAAAAAAAAAAAGAGUUGACUUUUUCCUCGCAUCUACUUCUUUUCAUGGAUCACGAUGACUCCUACCGCUGUCUCGUCCCUGGAGGAUCCACGCGUCCUGAAGACUUCCCAGGCAUCCUCUGAGAGUCGUGUGUGGUAAGGAGAAACCCAAAUUGCCUCACCACAACACAAAAAAGACUGUUUACACAAUCCUCAAAAGUUUUUCCAUACAGCAACUCUCACCCGUAGCAGAGUUCCAGGUUCAAUACAUUAUACAGUACUCCCCAGUCAUGAGUAUUUAUUGUAUCAUAAAUACCUGUACUUAUUAAGUAGGUCCUCCCCCCAUGUAUCAAUUCUGAUUCUUUUAAUAUAUAUUAAUUUAUAUUUGUCCUUAUUUUUGUAUUAAAAAGACAUAAUCUGUCAAGAUAGCUGAACUAACAAUGGUGUCCUCUAUUUUGGUUGAAGCGAAGUUGGUUUUGUUUGUCUUUGUUUGUUUUUUGGGAAUCUAUUGUGCUUGCCAGAGACCUUGGUUACAUUUUAAGCUGCAAAUGUGACGUGAGGACAGUGUAUAUUUUUGUCACGUUUCCUGAGAGUUUGUACUGUGCCAUUCAUUACCAGAAGGUCUUUAUAUUAGAGUAUACGAAACACAGAUCUUGUGAGUAGCGUUGACCCUAGAGGAUGCCUAGAACUGUUUUUACCUUUUUAACAAAUUUAUGCUUAAAGGAUACUGUGACUUUUUCUAAAUGAAACUACUUUGUUAGCCCCAUGGUCUCCGAUGUUUAACAUGUUGCUGCUAAGUUUUGUACCGUAGACUUGGAUCCUGAUCUGUAUGUUAUAUAGAAUCUCCUGCUCCCACUGUACAGGGGCACCAUGUGUAACAGAUAAAUAUGUUCCCCACCUCUACACGUGUGCAUUGUGCUUGAUAGAUCCCGUCUCCACACACCCCCAAGACUAAUGUCAGUUCCCUGACUGAUGUUUGUUAAUUAAAACCAAUAUUUACCUCA
Syngnathus acus (greater pipefish) is the source of this 6740-nucleotide messenger RNA. It is a transcript of the gene slit2, whose product is annotated as slit homolog 2 (Drosophila). Gene Ontology annotation, molecular function: Roundabout binding; calcium ion binding; heparin binding. NCBI's taxonomy places the organism in Eukaryota, Metazoa, Chordata, Actinopteri, Syngnathiformes, Syngnathidae. The record is from RefSeq and is a predicted model, not a curated record. Gene Ontology annotation, biological process: negative chemotaxis; retinal ganglion cell axon guidance; negative regulation of cell growth. The transcript has 40 exons. Bases 789 to 5483 code for a protein of 1564 amino acids.